AUGGACUGGCAUGCCAUCCAGGCCAAUCAGCUUGAUGUUAGCUUUGGUAUAGAGGGAUUUAAUGCUACAAAUGGAUGGCCAGAGCGCUGGAAGCAACGAGAAAAUAUCCAGUUUAAACAGCAACAUGGGGAAACGCAGGACAUUGAUGAAUCUGGUGCAGAGCGUUGGAUAGUUGAAGUUCUUCCUGACAUCAUCAAAGAGUAUGAUGAACAUGAUAUCUUCAAUGCUGACGAAACUGGGCUUUAUUGGCGUGCCAUACCCGAGGGAACAUUAACGUUUAAACACCAUGAAGCUGCUGGGAAUAAAGUGCCAAAAGACAGACUGACUCUGCUACUGGCCUGUAAUAUGGAUGGAUCAGAAAAGCUGCCGCCACUGGUAAUAGGGAAAAGCAAAGAGCCAAGGUGCUUCAAAAACGUCAAGAAACUUUCAGUGGCAUAUGAGGCAAAUUGCAACGCAUGGAUGACCAGUGAAGGUUGGCUGCAGUGGCUGAAGAAGCUGAACAAUUCAAUGUGGUCUAAAAGACAACAAAUUGUUUUGCUGUGUGAUGACUGUGCAGCACAGAGUGAUGAUAUCAGACUGACAAACAUCAAGCUCGUUUUUAUGCCGCCCAACACAACAAGCUUAAUUCAACCCAUUGACCAAGGCAUAAUAGCAAAUUUCAAGCGAAAUUACCAAUCCCUCAUGCUUCGCCGUCUGAUGGCUAUCAUGGAUCUAGGUGACAAUGAAACAAUGAGAGCAAUUGAGCUGGCCCAUAAGCUGACGCUACUUGACAGUUUGCACAUGCAGAAGGAUGCAUGGAGUCAUGUCAGUACGUCAACAAUUGUUAACUGCUACAGACAGGCAAGCUUUGUGAAAGCUGUGGAGGGAGAUAGCACUAUCCCAGUUCCGGGUGCCUCAGCAGCAGUUGUGGGCAAUAGCAGCAGCGUGGGGCUACAGCUGCCUGAUGGAAUGCCAACUAAUGAUUUCGAUCGUUUCGUUGAAAUUGACAGUAAUGCUGCAACACGUGCAGAUAAAACAGACGAAGAGAUAUGUGAAAGCCUGAAAGCAUCUACUCCAGCUGCUAAUCAACUAGAAGAGGAGGAGAGACUGGACGCGGCCGACGUCGAUGACGUUCAGACUGCACCUGCCAUGGCACUGACAUUCGCUAAUGCAGUGAAGAGCUUGGAUUUUAUACGAGCCUACCUAGAGUCAACUGGCUGUGAUUCAUACAAAACGUUUUAUGCACUGUCCAGCCAAAUUUAUGACCAUCGUCUGAACCAGGCACAGACAACAAUAACAGAUUAUUUUCGUUGCGUGUGA
Erpetoichthys calabaricus (reedfish) is the source of this 1299-nucleotide messenger RNA. RefSeq names its product tigger transposable element-derived protein 4-like. Gene Ontology annotation, cellular component: nucleus. Gene Ontology annotation, molecular function: DNA binding. The record is from RefSeq and is a predicted model, not a curated record. Lineage: Eukaryota; Metazoa; Chordata; Cladistia; Polypteriformes; Polypteridae. The transcript is spliced from 2 exons. The coding region runs from base 1 to 1299 and encodes 432 amino acids.